This is a messenger RNA of Uranotaenia lowii, 1340 nucleotides long. Its product is annotated as fibrinogen-like protein 1. Bases 3 to 1217 code for a protein of 404 amino acids. The transcript is spliced from 7 exons. The record is from RefSeq and is a predicted model, not a curated record. NCBI's taxonomy places the organism in Eukaryota, Metazoa, Arthropoda, Insecta, Diptera, Culicidae.
AAAUGUUGAUCAAACGACUGAAAAUCUUCUUCCUAGUGCUUGUUUUUUGUGGCUCUAUGUCCAAGCCAUCGUGCGUUUUCGGAUGCGAGCUAUCUGAGACCCCACCGUUGGAUACCAUCAACUUCUACCUUCAGAAUAUAUCCGAGACCAUGGCAGAACACCAUCAAACGUAUGAAACAGAGAUGAAGGAAAUUCGGCGGAAGGUGGUAACAAUCGAAGACAUUGUGGAUAGAAAAAUUCAAACCCUGGAGAGCUUCCAGAAUUUAUCCCGGAGCUUGGCAGAACACCAUCAGACGUAUGAAACAGAGAUGAAGGAAAUUCGGCUGAAGGUGGAAUCCAGCGAAGACGUUGUGGAUGGAAAAAUUCAAACCUUGGAAAAAGCUAUCAAAACGAUGCUGCAUGACAUGAAUAAAAAAAGAGAAGAAGCCUCCCAAACCAUGAAUUCGUACUUGAAGGAUGUUUCCCAAAGCUUGACGGAACACCGUCAGACGUAUCAGAAAGACAUGGAAGCAAUAAAAGCCCAAGGAAGAGAUUUAAAAACAGUGCUGCAAUACAUUGAUGAGAAAAGAGAAGAAGCCCCACAAACGUGCUUCGAUGUUCGAAAUUUGCCAACUGGACUGUAUCAACUGAAGCCUCGAAACAGCCCAGAAUCGUUCAAAGCCUUUUGCGAUAACAACUACUCGGAUGGAGGCUGGACGGUGAUCCAAAACCGUUUCAACGGCUCCGUGAACUUCUACCUUGGCUGGAAGGACUACGAAGAAGGAUUCGGAGAUCUGGAAGGUGAAUUCUGGCUGGGGUUGGAGAAGAUCCACCAGAUCACCUCUUCCAGGCGGCAUGAGUUGGUCGUACUUUUGAAGGCCUUCGGAGAAAACAGUUUCGAGCUGGCCAAAUUCGAUGACUUCCGCCUGGCCGAUAAGGCAGAACAGUACGCACUGAAGAGUCUCGGCCAGUACAAUGGCACAGCAGGAAAUUCGCUCAGUGCUCAUCUUGGCCAAAAGUUCACUACUUUCGAUAUGGACAACGAUCAAAGAAAUGGCGAGAAUUGUGCUGUCGAGAGAAAGGGCGCUUGGUGGUACGAUGGCAAAAUGUUCUGUGGUGAUAGCAACCUCAAUGGCAGGUAUGUGGUGGACGAUUGUAAUGGAAUGUUCUGGAUCGGUAUGAGACUAAUGUGCCCUUCGCUCGAAAUCUCACGAAUGAUGAUCCGAGUGAAAGUGUAAUCCAAGUUGGAAUCGAGUGCUUCCAUCCUUUACUAUAUAAGAUGACGAUUAGAAGAUAAACAUGAACAGUUUUUCUAUAUCUAUGUACAGAAAUCUUCUAAAGUGCUAAAUUAGAUUCAAGAA